AUGGCCCGACGCGGACGUCCACCGCGGUAUGCCAACAGGGAUGAGAGGAAUGCGGAGCGUAGAAGGCGGCGCAGGGAGCAGGGGGCGAGUCAGAUCCCUCCUCCCCCUGAGGCCCAGCUUCACCAUCGCUUUCUCACAUGGAUAACAACAGAGGAGGGAGAUAUCCAUCCGGACGUGGUGGAGUCCCGUGAUAUAUUCCAGGAUCUUGAGCAGCUGGUCUUGGAUGGAGGGGAGUUCGCCGAGGGGGCCGGUGACGCUGAGGGCGAGGAUGACAUGGACAUAGAUGGAGACAUGGGCGAUGUCCCAGACUCAGAUGUGGAGAUGGGGGAUGUGGAGCGGGUCUCCAGGCGGAGCGCUGAGGGUACCCCACAUGAAGAUCCAUCCGCUGCCGGAUCUCCAAGCCUCUCUGGGCCUGCCGGCCGCUUCCCCAAUACAGCGGAGGCAGAAGGCCAACCGGUGUCCACACAGCCCACGGCGGAGACCGCGACCCACUGGUCCCACGGGCCCAGGGUCGCAUCGCCGGCCGUGCCGCUUCCCCCGGAGGACAGCGCGCGGCAGGAGGUCCUCGCUGAGCAUCUGGUGAAGCAGCUGAUCCGUCAUCGGGGCUGCGGCCACAGCCAGGAGGAGCCGGGUCCAAUCCCGGAGGACCAGGCUGGGCCGCGGAGCCCCCCAGCAGUGCCGACCGUGCGGCUGUCUGAGGUCGUGCAGGAGGAGUACCCCGAUGUCCUCUCCCGGGACGGCAUCGCGGCGUACAGGCCGGCAUGGGAUGAGUACUUCCCGGUGGACCGGCGGCGGCGCCUGUUCAGCGGCGUCGAGACCAUCCAUGCCGAGGAUGGCGGGCCCGGUGAGCUGCAGGGGAUCCAGCCGGAGAGGACCCCGCCUCCACAGCUGGAUCUGGAGCAGGACUCCGACACGGCCGGCCGCACCUUCCAGGUUCACUUUGAUAUUGACAGCGCGGGUGGGUUCGCGUCAAGUCUCGCGGUGGCCCGCCAGGGGCUGUACUGGGUUGGAGUGCGGCCACCGGUCAGUAACCUCACCGGCUCCCUGCACCUGGACGGUGUGCCCGUGCAGUUCCAGGACGGGGACAGUGGGCGAUGGCGGCGGGACCGGCGGCCGGUGCACCGCAUCCCCCACCUCCCCCUCGGCCGUGUGUGCGGAUUCGAGGCGGUGGAGAUCUACAUCCUCUUCCCGCGGCUGUACCACCCCACGCGCAAGAGCUUUGUGAUUACCAAGGACGAGUACACGCUCUGGAUGGAUGAGGUGUUCCUCCCGGCCCUGCACGCGACCUACUCAGAGUCGAUCCUGCAGAAUCUGCCCGUCAGCGCGGCGGAUGCCCAGGCCAGGGCCACGGCAGCGUCGGCGGAGCAGCCCAUGGAGCAUGACAAGCGGCCCCGCGUGCAGCUCCUGCAGUAUGGGCUGCGGCCGGAGCUCCUUGACUCCCUCUGGCAGGGGGUCUGCGCCCGCAUCGAGGGGCAGGGCCUUGCACAGUUCCGGGGCAUGAAGCUUCUCCUGACAUGUAAGAAUCUGAAGAGCCGCACCCAGGGCCCCAGCUGGGCGGCGGCGCAGGCAAGAUUCUUCGCGAUCUGGUCGGAGGCGGUGGACGUGGACUUUCUGACCGACGACUUUUACGACAUCGGGCGGGAGGCCAUCCUUCCCCAGAGCCGCCCGGCCGGGGAGGCGGGCCCACCAGCGACCUUUCUCUCGUGGCGCCGGUGCUGCCUGGAGGGGUUUAGCCACUGGCUGGAGGAGGUCGCCGCCACGGUGGAGGGCGGCGCCCUGUCCACCGCGCCGGAUCCCAUCGGGGUCACCACGGGGCCCUCCCAGCGCGCGGUGCGACCCACGACACGGCAACAGGCCCGGCCCCAGGGCCCCCCGGUGUCGGACCACGAGAGCGACGGCGACGUGGAGUAUACACCGGCGGAGGCGGACCGGGAGGGGACAGGGGCAGUGGGUGAGGGGCCCCGGCCGGCCAAGGUCAGGCGCCGGUGGAGGCAGGAGAUGUACCCCUUCUCCCUGACCCGGGCCAUGGCGACGCUGACCAUCGAGCCCACCCGGCGAUCGGGCCUGCGGAAGCUGGGCUAUCUAUACAGCCAGCACUAUAACUCCGGGAAGGCACUCUUCGCGGCCGGCAACCACUACGUCUUCAGCAACCCGGCCCUGGACACGCUCGCGCUGGACGAGGGCCUGAUCCGGGCAUGGCAGCACGUCGGCCGGGCGGUAAGCCACUCCCCGAUGGCGCUGCUCCGUGCGUAUCGGUACACCAAGCACCGGUGCCAUAUGGCCCUUGCGGACUCCGGCCAUCGGGCGUAUGGUGUCCGCGAGGAGUACCGCGUGAGCGGGGGGCUUCUCCGGGCGGUGGACCGGCGCAUGUGGGCGCAAGGGCUGGCUGGCCAGGAGCUCCACGUGCCGCAGGCGUCGGCGGACCCGUCGACGGACCCCGCCCCGCCCCAUCUGCCCUUCUUCUGCCACCGGACCGAUCUCAUGCUCCGCUGGCUGCGGUGGAACAUCAACAAGUUCUGCCUGGGGUUCGAGAUGGUCUACGGCCUGCGGCCGCGGACAAUGGUCCAGUGGGAGCACACACGCGUGAUGAUGAUGUUCCUCCGCUGCCUGCUAUUUGCCUUCGGGGGGCAGGGCGCCCACCCGCGCCGCUGUAAUGGGCUCUGGCUGGAUCGACGCGUCCGCCCCGCGGCUGACGGCUCAGAGCGAGAGCGGAUCGAUGAGGGCUUGGGUAUGGAGCAGGCGCUGGAGCAGUACGGCUACGCGUGGCUGCCGGACCACAAGAUCGACUGGGCCUCGAUGACCUUCCGGCCACCGCACCGGGCCCACAUGUCCUUGAACACCCCGACCCUCCUCGCGGCCUACCACAGCCACUACCGGGCGGUUCUCAGCACCCACAGUGACUUCCUACUCUUCCACGAUGUGUUCGCGCGGAUGUACAGCCUGCGGGAGGACCGUCCGCGGUCGGCGCUGCUGCUGCAGCUGCUGGUGGACCUCUGCCUGCGUGCCUUCCGUAAGGAUGUAUUUGCAGUCUUAGCGGAGCGGAGUGGAACAACCCAGCCGGUCCACCGUAGGCAGAUGGAGGCGGCCUUGGCGGGUGAGGUUCCGCUGACAGUGCUGGGCCUCCGGCGGGUCUUCCAGCGGCGACCCCUGGGCGACGAUUUCCGAUUUGUGGAGAGUAGGAGUGCAAAAGUCCACCAUAUUGAGGUGCUCUUCGCGUGGCUGUGGGGCUGGCAGGGUGAUGGUAACAACGGUGACUGUAAUCGUACCCACUGGGAGAAGAAGCCCUACCGGACAUACAUGCGCCAGUGCUUCGACACUAUUGCCCAGGUCUAUGGGCUCCGUCAGGCGCGUGAGUGGCGGACAACCCUGCAGCGGACCUUUAUCCGGACCCACUGGGUCCUCCCGUACCCAAGCGACCGCUCAUUCUGGUCACGGGCGACAGGGACCCCCGGCGGGAACCGGUUCCAGACGUGGCUGAGUGUGCAUCCCGGUCUGGUGGAGUACUACCGGGCCACGGAGCCCACUGACCCCGCAGUAAGACAAUCAGUAGUGAUCACCCCGCAGGAUGUCCCCUAUCUCCCAGUGUCCGGCUGGCAGCGCGCGCAGAGCCCGAUGCCACUGGAUAUUGCCCUGCCGCCGAUCCCCACCGACCUGGAUGCCUACCUGGCCGCGGUCGCAGACCCCGCCGGGCCCGACACCGAUCUGGACAUCCCCCUGCCGGCCAUUGGUGUUCUGGACGGGCCGAUCCAGCAAUAUAUACUGGACCACACCCCGGAGAAGAGGAUCCUGCGGAGCUACCAGCGGGAGGAGACAACUGCGGUCAGUAGUAUCCAUAGUGACUCCAAGUGGCUGAUCGCGCACCUGGAGAAUCAGGUUCGAGUGCUGCGGGAUGCCUAUCUACAGCGGCAGAGAGAUCUAAGCAUUCCGUUUUGGAGGCGUGUAGAUAGUGAGUCUCCACAGUAUCUCUUUACAGCACCGGCUAAGGUCCUAGAGGAGGAUUCAGACUCUGAGAAUAUUAGGAACAAGCGUACCCGGGCAGAGAAGAAACAUUGUCGGUAUGAGAAGGACCUGCGAGACACCCACCGCCUGGUCCAGGAGUUUAUGGAUCUGAGACAGGAGAUGAAGAUCAUAAAAAAAACUAUCCCUGGUGCAGUUAGUCCAGCAGAGAGUAAGCAGGAGUUGGUUAAGAAGCAUAAAGUAGUGCAUGAGAGGGCAAACCAGAUCCGGAAGAAACUGGUGGUGAUUUCAAAGAGGGUUAUAGAGGAACCAGUAGAAUUAUAA
Aspergillus oryzae RIB40 is the source of this 4281-nucleotide messenger RNA. RefSeq lists its product as uncharacterized. The transcript has a single exon. Bases 1 to 4281 code for a protein of 1426 amino acids. Lineage: Eukaryota; Fungi; Ascomycota; Eurotiomycetes; Eurotiales; Aspergillaceae. The record is from RefSeq and is a predicted model, not a curated record.